GUGUACCGCACCUACGAGUGUUACAAAGCCUUCGCCUUCGCCUACCAGCGUCGUUUGACCCAGUCAACCCCAAAACAACCCCUUUACGUCAAAAUGUUCAAGCUGUUCGUUGCCGCUUGCGUCCUGGCCGUCGCUGCCGCCGCCCCAGGAGUCGUUGUGGCCCCGGUCCACUCGGUCCACUCGGUCCCGGUUGUCCACGCCGCCCCGGUUGCCGUGAGCCACUCGUCGUCGCACGUCGUGCACCACGCGCCGGUCGUCAAGACCGUGGCCGUCCACUCGGCCCCGGUUGUGGCCCUCCACCACGCGCCCGUCGUUAAGGCCCUCCCGGUCGUCCACCACGCCCCGCUGGUCCACCACGCUCCGCUGGUCCACCACACGCCGGUCGUCAAGACCGUCGUCCACUCGGCCCCGGUCGUCCACUCCGUGCACGCGUCCCCGCUCGUCCACUCCGUGCACGCCAGCCCGGUCGUCCUCCACCACCACUAAGCACCGCGCCCGCUACUUCCUCCGCAACACACCGGCGUAACUUUUUCUCCAACAAGUCACUACACAACCACUGCCACUACUUUCACCGAUACUACUACUACUACCCCCUGCGAACACACACCCAACCAGCACACACAAUUCACGCAUCGCAGCAUCGCGGCCAUGUAAAUAUAGUUCAGCAGCAGAGAGACCAAUCCUGUGGACCUGUGGACCAAUCA
Messenger RNA from Anopheles cruzii, 704 nucleotides. RefSeq names its product larval/pupal cuticle protein H1C-like. Bases 94 to 486 code for a protein of 130 amino acids. The transcript has 3 exons. Lineage: Eukaryota; Metazoa; Arthropoda; Insecta; Diptera; Culicidae. The record is from RefSeq and is a predicted model, not a curated record.